Lates calcarifer (barramundi perch) is the source of this 4681-nucleotide messenger RNA. RefSeq names its product glutamate receptor, metabotropic 2a (gene grm2a). Gene Ontology annotation, molecular function: group II metabotropic glutamate receptor activity. The record is from RefSeq and is a predicted model, not a curated record. Gene Ontology annotation, cellular component: membrane. Lineage: Eukaryota; Metazoa; Chordata; Actinopteri; Centropomidae. Gene Ontology annotation, biological process: G protein-coupled glutamate receptor signaling pathway; regulation of synaptic transmission, glutamatergic. Bases 1623 to 4304 code for a protein of 893 amino acids. The transcript is spliced from 6 exons.
CCUACAGAGGUGUCAUCAGUCUGCAGGGACAGAUGCCCUCACCACAUGUCUGUUGCACUUUCAGUUUUAAUCCUGGCACCCCAACCUUUGUCCAGAGGCAAAAAUGAAAAUCAGUCUGGAAGACACUGCGAUGACACACUGGGUCAGCAACUGAUUUAAUUAAUUGUGAAACCCACAGGGAUGUCAUGCAGCUUUGAGGGGACAGAGAUUAUUGUCUUCCCCGUGAUGUUAAUUAUUAAUCUCAUUACGUUGCACGUGGAGAGAAAUAGUGGGAGAUGUCUCAACAUACAAAUUUAGACGCCGGCCGUUGCGUGUCUGAGGCUGCUUUUUGAGAUGGGUCGCCCCCCCCCCCUUUCAAAGCGCAUAUCCCCCGUGCGCAUCACUGUGCCAUCUGGGACUGACCUCACACUCUCUCGUGCGGUGUCACAACUUGUUUGCGGCUCCCACUUAUAAGAAAGAAUUCCACCGCGGAAGAAAAGCAAGUCUCUAAAGAAUCCGUAUUUUACCACACUGUGUGCCCCCCACCUCCCUCCUGACCGCUUGGACAAAUAGGGGGCGACUCUUAAAGCUUCUCCCCCAUUGGUAUUCAUCCAAUCCAACAGCUUUCAAACCAGAACAGAGCAGCUGAAAGAAACCACAACACAGUCAUUUUUUUUCUCGUUAUGCUCUACAUUUUCAUAAUGUUAUUUUGCCGUGAUGAGACAGAGUAUCUCCGGGACUGCUCUUGCGUGGAGCAACUGCGCCUUUGUUCAACUGUCCAAACCUUCUGAGAGUUGAGGCUCUCCCGGGUCAGAGCGCUUUUAUCCGCAGUAAGCGCUUUUUUCAGCUGAUAUAUUUGAAAACACUGAAGAUUUUGCAAAGCCUGCUCGAGUAACAGGUAGAUUUCAAACUUUGUGUCUAAUUCCUUUAAUUUCUUGCGCGCUAAAGCAGAUAAUCUAUCAUCCUAUCAGACUCAUAAACGUCACCUUUUUUAUUCCAGAUUUUGGGUGUUAAAUAUCUGAUGUUUCUAGAAAGUAAAACGCCCUUUUUUCCAUCAGGACGCUGAAGUGGGCGUCGGUUUCAUUUGCUUUUCGCGUGUUUUUUUUUAAGGGGGGGAUGUGAUUUCUGAACCUCCAGGAAUCCAGCGGCUCGUCGCGCGUGCGGUUGUGGGGGGGUUUCAGCACCGCGGACAGCUCCUAGCACGCGGCUAAGCUUCACGCGGUUCAAACUUGGGGCCGAGCCACACACUCCGCCGCCGCUGCCGUCGUCUCAUUCAGCCAGCUCCUGUGCCACUCACAGCCCACACUGGUUUUAGGCUUUAGAACAACUCAACACAGAUUGCUGCGAAGGAUGCUGCUGCUGCUGCUGCGCUGGGUUUACACAGUCCAUUCAUCGCACAGCGGCGCUGGAAACUGAGGAACCCUGCACAGGCUGUAAUCUACAAAAACUCUGAAGAAGAGAAGGACGGAGAGGAUGGCACUGAUCCUGUAAAUGGCCUCUGUCAGAAUAAAAACACUGGUGCUUUGAGAUCUGGUGCUGCUGCGCCUUACUGUUCUUCUCUUCAGUGAAGCCAUCAUCAAAAAGCUGACCAGACGCUGACGAGAAACCACAGGCAGGACAGUGACCUUGUUUUGCCAAGGGAUAUGUCAUUGGGGAAAUCCCCUGUGUUGGGGGUGCGCCCUGUGCCCCGACCGCUCCGGCUGUCUCACCUCGGCCUGCUGUUCUUCUGUGUGUCUCUCUUCACCCAGGCUCCCCAGGGUUUGCCUGCGGUAGGUUACAACACUGACUCCAAGAGGGAGAUCACGCUGGAUGGAGAUUUGAUGAUUGGUGGCCUGUUCCCCGUGCACCAGAAGGGUGAGGGGGCAGAGGACUGUGGGAAGAUCAAUGCACAGAGAGGGAUCCAGAGACUGGAGGCCAUGCUGCUGGCGCUAGAUGAAAUCAACAGGGAUGAGCGCAUCCUGCCAGGGAUCAGACUGGGAGCUCAUAUACUGGACACUUGCUCCAAGGACACCUAUGCUCUAGAGCAAUCUCUAGAGUUUGUCAGGGCCUCCCUCACCAAAGUGGAUGACAGUGAGUACACGUGCCCCGACGGCUCCUACGCCAUCCAUGACGACGUUCCUCUGGCUAUUUCUGGGGUCAUAGGAGGCUCCUACAGUGAUGUCUCCAUUCAGGUGGCCAACCUGCUGCGACUCUUCCAAAUCCCUCAGAUCAGCUACGCUUCCACCAGUGCAAAGCUCAGCGACAAGACCCGCUACGACUACUUCGCCCGGACCGUGCCCCCUGACUUCUACCAGGCCAAGGCCAUGGCAGAGAUCCUGCGUUACUUCAACUGGACGUACGUGUCUACAGUGGCAUCAGAGGGCGACUAUGGCGAGACCGGGAUCGACGCCUUCCAGCAGGAGGCUCGAGCCCGCCAGAUCUGCAUCGCCACCUCGGCCAAGGUGAGCCGCUCCAUGAGCCGCUGGAGUUACGAGAACGUGAUUCGCUCCCUGCAGCAGAAGUCCAACGCCAAGGUGGUCAUCCUGUUCACGCGCAGCGAAGACGCCCGCGAGCUGCUGGUGGCGGCCAACCGCAUGAACGUCACCUUCACCUGGGUGGCCAGUGACGGCUGGGGAGCGCAGGAGAGCGUGGUGAGGGGGAGCGAAGCCGUGGCGGACGGAGCGUUCACCAUUGAAUUGGCCUCCUAUCAGAUCCCUCAGUUUAACGACUACUUCACUGCCCUGCACCCGUACAACAACACCCGGAAUCCCUGGUUCAGAGAGUUUUGGGAGAACCAGUUCCAGUGCAGCCUCCACGAUCUGGGCUGUGGGAAGCACUCACUUCGCGAGAUUCCAUUUCAACCAGAAUCCAAGAUCAUGUUUGUGGUGAAUGCUGUCUAUGCAAUGGCUGCUGCACUACAUAACAUGAGGCAGGCCCUAUGCCCCAACUCCACCAAGGUGUGUGAUGCUCUUAAACCUGGCAAUGGCAGGAAGUUUUACAGGGACUACAUUCUCAAGGUCAAGUUUGAUGCACCAUUUCGACCACCAGACACAGAGAAUGUAGUCCGCUUUGAUGCCUUUGGAGACAGCCUCGGCCGUUACAACAUUUUCCACUAUCACAAAGAGGGUGGACGCUACGUCUACCGUAAGGUUGGCUACUGGUCUCAGAGCCUGACCCUGAACACCAGCCUGAUCCCCUGGGCUGGCCAGGUUGCUCCGACCUCCCAGUGUAGUGACCCCUGCAGGAAGAACGAGGUGAAGAGUAUGCAGCCUGGAGAUGUGUGCUGCUGGAUCUGUAUCCCCUGCCAGCCCUACCAGUACUUGCAGGAUGAGUUCACCUGUGCUGACUGCAGCUUUGGACAGUGGCCACUGGCCAACCUGACAGGCUGUUACGACCUGCCCGAGGAGUACAUCCGCUGGGAAGAUGCCUGGGCCAUUGGACCUGUCACCAUUUCCUGCCUUGGGAUGAUGUGUACGCUCUUUGUUAUUGGCCUCUUCCUUAAACACAAUGAGACGCCCGUGGUGAAGGCAAGUGGACGAGAGCUCUCCUACAUACUUCUGCUUGGAGUGCUGAUGUGCUAUAGCAUGACCUUCAUCUACAUCGCCAAACCUUCCACGGCAGUGUGUACGCUGCGCCGGCUAGGCUUGGGCACCUCCUUCGCUGUGUGCUACUCAGCCCUUCUGACCAAGACCAAUCGCAUCGCUCGGAUAUUCAGCGGGGUUAAGGACGGAGCCCAGCGCCCUCGAUUCAUCAGCCCGGCCUCCCAGGUUGCCAUCUGCGGUGCUCUGAUCUCCUGCCAGCUGGUAGUGGUGGUGGUCUGGCUGCUGGUGGAGGCCCCAGGGGUGCGAAAGGAAGUCAGCCCGGAGAGGAGAGAUGUGGUCACCCUCAAGUGUAAUAGCAAGGACUCUAGUAUGCUCAUGUCUCUCACCUACAACUGCAUCCUCAUUAUCCUCUGCACUGUCUACGCCUUCAAGACCCGCAAGUGCCCAGAGAACUUCAACGAGGCCAAGUUCAUCGGGUUCACCAUGUACACCACCUGCAUCAUCUGGCUGGCUUUCCAGCCUAUUUUCUACGUUACUGCCAGUGACUACAGGGUGCAGACCACUACCAUGUGCAUCUCUGUCAGCCUGAGUGGGUCGGUGGUGCUGGGCUGCCUCUUUGCUCCCAAGGUCCACAUCAUCCUGUUCCAGCCGCAGAAGAAUGUCAGCACCCUUAGGGUGGCCACCACCCGCUUCAGCGUCACCACUGGCCCAGGCUCCAGUUUCUCUCAAGCAUCAGCCUCCAAUGUUGUUCCAACAGUGUGUAACGGACGAGAGGUGGUGGACUCCACAACAUCCUCCUUGUGAAGAUCGCCUGAGUUCCUUUGCCAAGCAUUGUAAACAAGAGUUAUAUAAUCACUAGUCCUGAAUCAGGUGUCUCAGAUAUUAAAGAGGUCACACAGACGAUUGUCCUGACUUAGUUGUCCUCAAAGUGCUGUGAGUACAAUGUCCCAAUUAUUUCAUUUUGUUCUUUGACUCGUAGCGAUUUUAAAUGAGAUGCCAAUAAAGUCGCAUUAUAGCCCUUGUUUUUAUUGAAGAUUCUACUUGCAACAAUGGAGUACAUUAUAGUCAAUCUGUUAAAUGUAAUAUAUACAAGACGUUUUUAAUGUAGAUUUUGGUGAACCAGUUUGUGCUUUCUUGUAAUUUAUGUAAAUAAAAUGUGUUUUUUAUUAAUACCAAAAUAA